CAUCACUUCAACUACAAACACCCUUCUUUUGAAGACAAGUACUUUUUUCAAUCCCGGUGACGAUAACAGAUUAUGGUUCCUAAUUUCAUCCUCCUAAUUUUAUCUGUCUCCGUUAUCUUAUUCUUGUGUCCACAGACUACUGCGGCCGGUUUAUGGGUCUGCCAACCUUGCAAAGACGAAGCAGAAUGCAACGCGGAACCUAAAGAAGUCUGUGUGUGGGGAGAAGCAAGAGACGCAUGCUUUAGAAGAAUAUGUGCAAGGGGACCUGGAGACAGAUGUGGUGGACCUCUCGACAUCCUCGGCCAGUGUGGUGAGGGUAUGAUGUGUAGCAAGAAGGACGAAAGGUGCCACGGCUGCUCUCUUCAGACAAUGCAGUGCUAUAACAGUGCUGGUAGUAGUUAGGAACAAUUAUUGUGAUCUCGAAAACUCCAUUAUCAGUAUUACUUGUCGUUUCCAGUUAACUGACAAUGACAAUGCAACCUUGAAUAUUAUUAUAGUUUUAUAUGAUGACUAAAAUACUUCUGUAUUUAUAUUUAUAAAUUAUUACCGAUCUCUUAUGAUGCAAACUAAUAAAAAGGAGGGUACUUUGUACAUUUCGG
Molecule: messenger RNA, 599 nt
Organism: Diabrotica balteata
Lineage: Eukaryota; Metazoa; Arthropoda; Insecta; Coleoptera; Chrysomelidae
Source: the annotation of a GenBank genome assembly